AUGUCGUCGUUGGAUCUGCCGGAUAUCCUGCCGCAGAAGGUGCUGCAUGUGGCGAGCCUCGUCCUCUUAGCUUGGGUCACUUGGUGUGUAUGGGCGUACACGACGUCGCCGCUAAGAAAAUACCCAGGGCCGUAUCUUGCAGACCGAGAAGACCACGCGCGUGUGAGAAAGCCAAUCGGGAGGCUUUACUCGCCGGCCGGUGCGCUGGCCAUUGAGAAGCAUGUCGACAAGGCCAUCUCCCAGUUUCUCGCCCAAUUGGACCAGCGCUUCGUCAAUGGGCCGAACGCAGGGGUAGUGUGCCAGCUCGAGCAAUGGUUUCUGUAUUAUGCGUGGGACGUCGUCGGCGACAUCACCUUCAGCCAGCCCUUUGGAUACAUGAAGCACGGCCGUGACUUUGACGGCACCCUCGCUGAUUCGGAAAUGGCGAUGAACUACUUCGCAGCCGUGGGCCAGAUUCCCCUAAUGGAUUUCGCCGGUGCCCAAAACCCGCUGCUAAAGCUCAUUUCGAAAGCGCCCUUCACCACAGCCAACGCUAUUGCGCGCGGCCAUCUGGUCAACCGACUUGCCGGAAACGACAAGGACAAACACGAUCCAAGCAUCCCCGAUUUUCUGGAUGGAUUUAUCGAGGCGCAAAAGUUAUACCCGGAAGUUGUCUGUGAUGGACAGAUCCAAUCAUAUCUCCUCAUCAACCUCAUCGCAGGCGCUGACACAACAGCCAUUUCGUUGUCUUCUGCGAUUUACUUCAGCCUCAAACAUCCCAGCGUGUGGGCUCGACUCGAGGAGGAAGUCCUAGCCGCGGACUUACCAGACGACGACCCCGCCUCUUACAAGCAGGCCCGUACCCUCCCGUAUUUGAACGCGGUCAUUCGUGAGUCCAUGAGACUUCAUCCCGGUGUGGGCAUGCACCUAGAGCGCUACGUACCCGCGGGCGGCCUGCGGUUGCCUGAUGGGAGUCUCGUACCGGCCGGCUCCAUGGUCGGGAUGAACCCGUACAUCGUCAACCGGACGGUGGUCUUUGGCAAUGACAGUGGCGAGUUCAGGCCUGAAAGAUGGCUACAGAGUCCGGGAGAGAGAACCGAAGAGUACGAGAAGCGGCUUGUCGAGAUGAACGAUGCCGAGCUCUCAUUCGGCGCUGGAAGCCGGAUCUGCGGUGGACGGCACAUUGCAAGUUUGGAAAUGUCCAAAUUGAUUCCUACGUUGAUCAGACGAUACCGUAUUGAAUUGGUUAAUCCUGACGAGGAAUGGGUUGUGAAGAAGGGAUGGUUCAUGAGACAAACUGGGGUCAAUGUCAGGCUACAGCGCCGAUAA
Verticillium dahliae VdLs.17 is the source of this 1308-nucleotide messenger RNA. Its product is annotated as pisatin demethylase. The record is from RefSeq and is a predicted model, not a curated record. Lineage: Eukaryota; Fungi; Ascomycota; Sordariomycetes; Glomerellales; Plectosphaerellaceae. Bases 1 to 1308 code for a protein of 435 amino acids. The transcript has 4 exons. Gene Ontology annotation, molecular function: monooxygenase activity; heme binding; iron ion binding.